AUGAGAGUUUUGAAUUUUGAUGAUGCUGAAUGUGUAAAAGCUAUACCUAGUCUAUCUUCUACCCCAAAUCUGGAAGAACUAUCAUUCUCAAACUGUGAGAGUUUGACUGAAAUUGAUGAAUCGGUUGGAAAUCUGAGGAAGCUUAAGAUAUUAAAUGCCUUUGGUUGCAGCAAGCUUAGGAGCUUCCCACCCCUUAAGUUACCAUCUAUUGAAGAACUCAACUUCACCAGCUGCUCAAAUCUUGAGAAUUUUCCAAAAAUCUUAGAAAAGAUGGAGAAUUUAACAAAGCUUGAGUUAGAUUGCACUGCCAUAAAAGCUAUACCUGAUCUAUUUUCUGCAGAGAAUUUAGUAGAAUUAUCAUUUUCAUACUGUGUGAAUUUGAUUGAAAUUGAUGAGUCAGUUGGGUUUUUGAUUAAACUUAGAUUACUUAAUGCCUUUGGUUGUUGUAAGCUCAGAAGCUUUCCAUCCCUUUUGUUGCCAUCUCUUGAAGAACUUGAUCUCUCAUGGUGUUCAAGCCUUGAGAAUUUUCCAGAGAUAUUAGACAAGAUGGAAAAGAUAACACGGCUAAGAUUGCAGUAUACUCCCAUAAAAGAAUUGCCAAAUUCCAUCCAAAAUCUUACUCGGCUUCGAGACUUGGAAAUGGUUGAAUGUGGAAUGCUUCAGUUACCGAGCAACAUUACCUUAUUGCCAGAACUGAGACACAUCUUGUUUUGUCGAACACCUAACCAAGAUGAAGGUGAAGAAAAAUUGAGUUGGAUGGAGUCUUCAAACAGCACACUACAUGCAUCUCAGUGUACUAUAUCACAUGGAAUAUUUCCAAACUUAUUUGGUUGGUUUUCUAUGUAUAUGGAAGAAUUAGACUUGUUCCGUGUUAAUUUCAGAUUCCUUCCUGAUUGCAUCAUGGAGUGUCUUCUUUUGAAGGAAUUGAAUUUGGAUCAGUGUCAUAAUCUUCAAAGUAUUAGAUGGCUUCCGCCCAACUUGGAAACACUUUCCGUGACAUGUUGUAGAUCUUUAAAAGAUUUAGACCUCACAAUUCUUCCUGGAAGUACCAAAGAAUACUACAAUUUCAGGAGACUCAUUGUAGAUAAUUGUGAAAAUCUUCAGAUAAUAAAAGGAAUUCCACCAGAAGGUUUAUCUGCAACAAAUUGCUUGAGCCUGCCUUCCUCAUAUAUAAGCAUGCUAUUGAAUGAGGAAUUACGCGAGGUGGGUAGAAACAUAUGGCGUUUUGUGCCAGGGUCAGGGAAUUGCAUUCCAGAGUGGUUCCAUCCCUGUAAUAAUGGAAAUUCAUCAGUCUCUUUCUGGUUUCGAAAUAAGUUUCCUGCCAUUUCACUUUGUGUUUUCCUUGGAGCAUUGGGUAAACACCAAAUAGCAUUCUAUUUUUGCCCCAAAUUGGAGAUCAAUGGCAAUACAGUAAAUAAGUGGCUUCUAGAGAACAAGAAGUAUUGGUUUGUGCAAGAGGCAGAAGCUGAUCAUAUAUUCAUUCUCCAUGAAAAACAAAUGAAAUAUGAAAACAGUGUGAAUGAAGCACUUGUGAGAAAUAAAGAAUGGAAUCAUGCCAAGAUUUUUGUUGAUGUCUAUUCUCCAAGGGGGUGGACAGAAAUUGACAUGCAAAUUGGAAUUCAUGUAUUCAAAGAAAAAAAUAGCAUGAAGGAUGUCCAAUUCACCAAUCCUUAUAAUAAUGUUACUGGGGAAUCUAAUUCAGUGGAUUCAACACAACAAAGUGGAACUAGCAUAGUGCAAGUGAAUUUGAAGCGCAUUUCUCAUAAUUAUUCCCGAACAUUCUAAUGGAGCUUUGAACUUUGAAGAGGUGCGAAACCUUGGAUUAGAUUUUCGACAGGACACAGGAGUAUAGGGAUUUUCAACUGGAUGAAUUUGAGGGAAAAAGUGGCCAAUGGGAAUGUGAUCAAUCUUUUACAAAGAAAAACAAUAAAAAAACCAUUGCCGAAUGCUCAUGAUCACUACUGCAAGAAAAUUUUAGUAGAUGGUGAAAAACAGGAAUUUAU
Molecule: messenger RNA, 2003 nt
Organism: Arachis stenosperma
Lineage: Eukaryota; Viridiplantae; Streptophyta; Magnoliopsida; Fabales; Fabaceae
Product: disease resistance protein RPV1-like
Exons: 3
Coding region: 1-1785 (594 amino acids)
Source: RefSeq, a predicted model, not a curated record